Periconia digitata is the source of this 438-nucleotide messenger RNA. NCBI's taxonomy places the organism in Eukaryota, Fungi, Ascomycota, Dothideomycetes, Pleosporales, Periconiaceae. The record is from the annotation of a GenBank genome assembly.
AUGAAGCCCGCAACCCUUGCUAACCCAUCUACAAACCUUUACCACGUACAGUACCGAGCGGUCUCCUUCUACGCCCCUUUCAGCGACCCCAAUACGAACAAAAUUCCACAUUCAAACCUCGAUAUCCGAAAACCAUCCCAAAACAACCCUCUCCCUUCUCAAUCCAGCGAAUGCGAUAUCGAAAACGAAGACAAGAUGAUCGAAAACAACUUUGACAACCCCGGUCUUGUCCGCAUCACACCGCAUGUGCAUUCGCGAAGAGCCCAAUGCACGUCCGUCAAUAAUCACAAGCCCAGCCUCCGGAGCAAGGCAAACAGGUGUGCCUUACAAUCAAUCAACAAUCAAUCAAUCCAAGCAGAUUCCCAGAUAAUGCAUCCGGGAGGUCGAAUAUCCGUCCGCCAGCCGCAAUACGUCCUAGCUCCAUGCCGAACGCGAUAA